UUAUCUAUUAAACUUUAAGAAGUUUGAACUUCGAAUGCGACAGCACACAGCAAAGCGCGACUUUGAAUUUUCUUUAAAAACCCGAUAAAAUUCCGUUCAAAAAUCAUCAAGCAAAACGUGUACUCAAAAUUCUCAAAGUUAUUUAAUGCAUGUGAAAAAUAUUUGUACACCAUCAACAAUGCUUUUACAUCUGUUUGUAAGCGUCCACUCAUCCUUUCCAAAACGCUACGAAAAUCUUGCACUCACAUUCCAAACAAAAAGAAUUUAAAAGCAAGAAACGCGAGAACUCAAGUAAAUAUACACAGUGAACGUCCAUUAAGAAGGAACAUUCAUAGAAAUUUACAAUGAACACAAAAAUACAUCAUACAUAAAUAAUAUACACUUUGUGUAAACAAGUUUCAGAUUCACAGCUUUCAGUCGCACGCGAACCAAGCGCCGGUGACGACGCACCGCCAGUAUCCAGUGACGUCAUAAAGUUUCACGUAUUCACAAAAGAAAGUGAUUUCGAAGAAAACUAAAAAGGAGUUUUUAGUGCUGUGUUUGUUCAAGGAAGUGUGUUUAAAAAAAAUAUAGUCACAAUUUUAGACUUCGAAUUGUAACUGACAUUUUUUUUCGGGUUUAUAAUCUGUGUUGCAUUGGACUUGUGAAUAAAAAAGUGCAGAAUUUUAAUGGACAGAAAAUUAUACCUAGACGGUAAAAGUGACGGAAAAUAACUUCAGUCGUAAACGCCUCAGACAGUGUUAUCUAAAAUACUUGAUCCGUUUCUAAAAAUGGUCGAGAAAUAUUUCAACGUCAACACUUGAGUACAGUUGCGAACAUGGCUUUGAAGAGCUUAAAUACGAGUUUCGAAGUGGGUUGGAACGAAUCUGAGGUGUGGGGUGUACCGCAGUUGGACUUGGACGUGUUCUAUAGGCCCGAUGUGGUGAUCAUAGUGUUGUAUGUGGUGGUGCUGACGGCGUCGCUGUCGGCGAACACGCUGCUCAUCUUCAUCGUCAUCAAGUUCCAGUAUAUGAGGAGCGUGACAAACAUUUUCCUGGUGAACCUCUCCGUUGCUGAUCUCCUGGUCACUUUGUUCUGCAUGCCGGUGCAGAUUGCCAAGUCUGUGACACUACUAUGGUACUUCGGUGAAGUCAUGUGCAAGACUGUUAAUUUCUUGCAAGGGGUGGCAGUAGCUUCCAGCGUGUUCACAAUCACGGCGAUGUCGGUGGACCGGUACCUGGCUAUCACGCAGUCGCUCCGCCAGCCCUGGAUGCCGUCACGUCGCGGCGCGUGCAGCCUCCUUGCGGGGCUCUGGCUGGUAGCACUGGCGAUAUUCGCCCCACUACUGGCUGUGGCUACAGUAGAGAGAGAAUACGUGCCGUCACUGUCCAGGACGAGAAAUGGAUCGGUAUGGGUGGAGAGGAGUAUCGAGUUUUGCACAGAGAAGUGGCCGGACUCUAUAAAGAAAGAGCUGUUCGGAGCUUUCAGCUUCGUGCUCGUCUACGCCAUACCUGGUUGCAUAGUCGUCGUGUCGUACUCCCUGAUGGGCAGGAGGCUGUGUUCGGUGUUGCCGCCCUUCGACCAGACCGAGGGUAGCGCGAAUAGUCAACAGCGUCUCCGCAUCGUCCGGGAAAGGAAGCGCGUGGCCUGGAUCCUGCUCCUCCUGGCCGUGCUAUUCGCGCUGUGCUGGCUCCCCUACAACAUCCUACAGCUGCUUAUUGACGUGAACGCCGUCAACGUCGAGUCCGUGUCCGCCAUGUUGCCGUAUACACUGCUUCUAGGACACACAAACUCAGCAAUCAACCCGAUAGUGUACUGCCUGAUGACGCGCAACUUCCGCCGCUCCCUCCGAAAACUGAUCUGCCACGAUCCUGGUAACAUACACUCUAGUACUCAUUUCCAUAUGCAGGGCUUACGUCAAAAAUCCAACACGUCUAGCAUGCGGACGUGCACGACUGUCACCUUUAGGAGCAGCAACAACCAGCUCGGCAGGACCGGCACCGGUAACGCGAGCAUGCUCUACGGCAGGAACAAUAGGACCUCGUCCUUCAGGGACAACGGGUGGAAGGACCGGUAUCAGAAGACCCCGCAGUUCUUAUAAAUUUGCCCUUGAAACGGGUGAUAAUAUGACGUAGUGAGAGAAAUUGUGAUUGAUGUGGAUAAAGACGUUAUUUGAAAAGUGACAGAUAGUACGUAAGUAAGUAUUUUAAGAGUUGUGGGUGUAUUGUAGCUCUUCAAGAAAUUGUUGUCGUUAAAAGAUAGAGACGGCUCUACAAAGCACGAAGCUAUGUCUCUCUUUUAAAUUGACAUCUUUUCUGCUUUAAGAGUGUUUAGGAGCCCUCGAAGCUUUUAUUAAAAUAGAGUAGAGGAAUAUAUUAUAAGAGCGUGCCUGGAGGUACCUAACAAAAAAUAUAUUUAUCUAAGUACAGGUCUUAAUUAAAAAAAAAAGAAAUGUCUACUUUUGAGGUAAACGUUUGUUAUAUUCUUGCAAGAAUUUUUCAAUUCUAGUCAUUCGUAUAUGGUUACUUGCACGAUAUAAUUUUGUAGUGAUAUAGUUGUCUCAGAGUAAAUUUUGUUUUGUUGAUCUUAAAGUUUGUUCAACAUUAUGAGAGAUAUGUCCCGUUGAAGUCAUCUUUACGCUAGUUUAUAUAUCUAAUACUUUAUUCGAAGAGUAAGUAAGAUAAACUAAAUUGUACAACCAAAUAAUAUUUACCAUUACAAAACGCCGAAAUUAUAAGCUUAAUGAUUGGACCAACCCUUAAGUUUGUUGAAAACAGCGCCAUCUAUUAUUCAUCGUGUUCAUUAAGCGCUAGGCGUUCUCAUUGAAGGCCUCAUAGACAAAUACAAGAGAUGUCUCCACGUAGGUUUAUACAAAGGUUUACCAAACAACAGUUAAUUGUGUAGAGCGCUCUAGUCACAACUUCUACAAUUUAUUUAAAUAAAUAAGUCUAAAGGAUCGGAAAGCUUUAUUUAUUAGUAUUGAUAACUAUUUAAUAUACUAACGGUACGUAGUAAUUAAACGAUCUCAUGAAUGAGAAACUAACACUUUGUUGUAGUCUUAUCAACAGAUGUAGCUUUUCUCUAUUAUUGAGAAGAAUAUAUAGAGCUUAAUGCAACGCCAUCUGUCGGUAGAUGAGAUACUAUUUUUUUAAUAUAUGCUUGUCAUUUUAAAUUAGUUUAAGAUAAAUUGUUUACAUUUAAUUUUACGAAAACCUAGAAUUAUUCAAGUUAUAAUUACUAUAAUUAAACUAAUGUCAUAAUUAUUAUAAGAUUGGUUUUAUGUGUGAUUGGCCUUUAAGGCUUAAGAUAUUAUGGAGAUUGUGUAUUAUUUCUAGAAUUAGCUCCAGGAUCCGCGUUGGGAAGUAAAAAUAACGGCCCCAUUUCAUCCCCAUCCCCAAAAUUGCUCUAAAUUUAUUUUUCUUACUAUUUAUUAUGAAUUCUAGUCGUGUAUAAUCAAGCUGAUCUACUUAGCAUAGUUAAAAAAUAGUUUGUUUAUUCUAAAAUAAAUUAUUGAUAUAUUUUUAUCGUUGUCAUAUAUUAAAUGAUUUAGAUAUGUAACUAAGAUUUCUAUGUCAAAUAUAAAUUUGUAUAAAUCAUGAUGUAUAUUAAGUGAAGUAUAAGGUUCUG
Messenger RNA from Trichoplusia ni (cabbage looper), 3606 nucleotides. It is a transcript of the gene NGR-A35, whose product is annotated as QRFP-like peptide receptor. Bases 818 to 2080 code for a protein of 420 amino acids. Gene Ontology annotation, cellular component: membrane. The transcript is spliced from 9 exons. Lineage: Eukaryota; Metazoa; Arthropoda; Insecta; Lepidoptera; Noctuidae. The record is from RefSeq and is a predicted model, not a curated record. Gene Ontology annotation, molecular function: G protein-coupled receptor activity; peptide binding. Gene Ontology annotation, biological process: G protein-coupled receptor signaling pathway.